GAUGAUGAUGAUGAUGAUGAUGAUGAUGAUGAUGAUGAUGAUGAUGAUGACUCGGAUGAUGAUGAUGAUGAUGAUGAUGAUGAUGACUGGGUUGAUGAUGAUGAUGACUCGGAUGACGAAGAUGAUGAUCAUGAUGAUGAUGAUCAGUACUCAAUUUUCUCUGUCUAGUUUUACCAUUGCGAAAGAUCUGUAUUGUCCAAUUCUAUCCUGUCUGCAACACCUGUCGAUCGAAUGUGCUUCAACUUAG
Echinostoma caproni is the source of this 247-nucleotide messenger RNA. The record is from the annotation of a GenBank genome assembly. Lineage: Eukaryota; Metazoa; Platyhelminthes; Trematoda; Plagiorchiida; Echinostomatidae.